Molecule: messenger RNA, 1881 nt
Organism: Belonocnema kinseyi
Lineage: Eukaryota; Metazoa; Arthropoda; Insecta; Hymenoptera; Cynipidae
Gene: RSG7
Product: regulator of G-protein signaling 7
Exons: 10
Coding region: 1-1341 (446 amino acids)
Biological process (GO): G protein-coupled receptor signaling pathway; regulation of G protein-coupled receptor signaling pathway; intracellular signal transduction
Source: RefSeq, a predicted model, not a curated record
AUGGAAUCGAUUGUCGAGAAAAUGAUGGAUGAAUCCAACGGUGUGCCAGUGAAGACAGUUAAAAGUUUUAUCAGCAAAAUUCCCGCCGUUUUUACAGGAACUGAUUUGAUAACGUGGAUGAUGAAGAAUAUGGACAUCGACGAUCAAGAGGCUCUCCACGUCGCACAUCUUAUGGCAUCCCAUGGAUACUUUUUCCCCAUAGACGACCACUGUUUGACGGUAAAGAAUGACAACACCUUUUAUAGGUUCCAAACUCCAUAUUUCUGGCCCUCGAAUUGCUGGGAGCCAGAAAAUACAGAUUAUGCUGUAUAUUUGUGCAAACGAACAAUGCAAAACAAAACUCGAUUAGAGCUCGCAGACUACGAGGCUGAGAAUCUAGCAAGGCUGCAAAAAAUGUUCUCCAGGAAGUGGGAGUUUAUCGCGAUGCAAGCUGAAGCCCAGAGCAAAGUCGAUAAGAAGAGAGACAAGUUGGAGAGAAAAGUGCUCGAUAGUCAGGAAAGAGCUUUUUGGGAUGUUCAUCGACCAAUGCCUGGUUGUGUCAAUACAACAGAACUCGACAUAAAGAAGGCAUGUCGUAGCCACAAACCUCUUGUUAAAGCCAGUAAGCAUUUACAGCUGGGAUUAGCAGGUGGAAGAAUUUCUCCUCCUCGUACAAAUUCUAUGUUGAAGCAGUCGGCUGAAUCUUUACAAAGGGAUGUUGAUAUCUUGAAACAAAGACUUGAUCGACGAAUUAUCAAAAUUUCGAAAGUUGCAGAUGCGCUUAUAGGCUACUUCGAACAAUACGCAGAGUACGAUCCAUUUUUCACACAACCAGAACUGACAAACCCUUGGGUCUCUGAUAGUAUGGAAAUGUGGGAACAAGACAAAAUGGGCGAAUUGCCAGUGAGGAGAGUCAGAAGAUGGGCUUUUGGACUUAAUGAACUGCUUCAAGAUCCUGUCGGCAGGGAACAAUUUGAACGAUUCUUGGAAAAAGAAUUUAGCGGGGAGAAUCUCAAAUUCUGGGAAUCCGUUCAGGAAUUAAAAACUUUACCACAGCGAAUUGUCGAAGCAAGAGUCAAGGAAAUUUGGGAAGAAUACCUGGGUAAGGAAGCAAGUUGUCCAAUUAACGUUGAUUCUCGAUCUUUAGAAAGUACAAGAAGGAACGUAGAAAAGCCGGAUCGUUGGUCAUUUGAUGUCGCAGCCGCUCACGUCUACCAUUUAAUGAAAAGUGAUUCCUACUCAAGAUACCUGCGAUCGGAAAUGUACAAGGACUAUAUCAGUGGAUCCAAAAAGAAGACCUCAGUGAAAGGAAUUCGAUCCAUUGUCUCUUUCACCGGCAGGAAAGACACGGCAACUUCUUAAUCGAAAAUAUUCUCGCCUUCUCAGAGGCUAAACAUUGAAAAGGAACGCUCGCAAUUCACUUUCUCUUUCGCAACGUUCGACGUUCGAAGAGGAAUAGCAGAAACGUUGGCAGUGAAUAGUUCGAUCUACCUGUCUCUCUUGAGGAGAAAUCAUCGUUUACACUUCGCUUUUUCAUGCUGCCAAAACUUACACGAUCGGAUGACGGGGCCGAUUUUUCUAAGGGGGAAUAAUUAGUGCGAUAGCUUUGUUUUCUACGCGUAGAUCGUCUACUCGAAACUCGCGGCAAAAGCUGCAGGAAUUGAUGUCUUAGGAGUCUGCGUAUGGAAUGUACUGGAACUGCAUUCGCUGGGAUCUGUAGAAUUGUAGAAAAUACUCUGUAGAAGAAGAAAAAAUCGAGAACUGUAGAAAUGAAGGCGUUAUUCACUAAGGUAUUGAGAAAAAAAAUAGAAACAUACACUGUCAAAAAGUCAACUGUAUUUUCGAAACCAGUUGGCUCGGAUGCAACACCGAAGAAACAUAAAUAUAAGUUACGUGAUGAGA